Hydra vulgaris (swiftwater hydra) is the source of this 336-nucleotide messenger RNA. RefSeq names its product protein GVQW3-like. The record is from RefSeq and is a predicted model, not a curated record. NCBI's taxonomy places the organism in Eukaryota, Metazoa, Cnidaria, Hydrozoa, Anthoathecata, Hydridae.
AUGGAAAAAAAAGAAUUUCGUGUGUUGAUAAAACAUUACUUUUUAAUGAAAAAAAGUGCUGCCGAUACCAAAAAAUGGCUUGAUGAGUGUUAUCCAGACUCUGCACCAGGCGAAGCAACAAUUCGUAAGUGGUUUGCAAAAUUCCGUACUGGUCAUAUGAGCACCGAAGACGAUGAACGCAGUGGACGCCCAAAAGAGGCUGUUACCGAUGAAAAUGUGAAAAAAAUCCACAAAAUAAUUUUGAAUGAUCGUAAAGUGAAGUUGUUGGAGAUAGCUGACACCUUAAAGAUAUCAAAGGAACGCGUUGGACAUAUUAUCAUGAAUAUUUGGAUAUGA